AUGAAUAAUUUGUGGGAUCAAUUGGCUCUUAUGAAAUCGACUAAAUUGAAACUUGUUAAAGCGUACACUGGUCAAAGAGAAAAGCAUCAUUUGGUUCAAUUUAUGGUGGCGCUUAGGGAUGAUUUUGAGGGACUUCGUGGGGGUAUUCUGCAUUGUAAUCCUCUUCCUACUGUUGAUUCAGUUUUUAAUGAAUUGUUGACAGAAGAAAUUAGAAUAAAGUCCCACUCAAAUUUGAUUCCAGAUAAAGGAGUUCUAUCCACUCCUCCAUCUGUUUUUGCUGCUCCAUUUCACAAAGGAAAACCUCAAGGUAGGGUCGAGCUUCGUAUUGGUGAAUGUGCUUUUUGUAAGGAGAAAGGUCAUUGGGAAGCACAACGUCCUAGAAUGAUUAAAGCAACUAAGAAAAAUUUCAAGAGUCCAUCAUCAAAUGUUGUUGUUGUUGCUCCUACUACCAUUGGUUCUGGUUCUGAUCGUGUAUAUCUGUAA
Molecule: messenger RNA, 483 nt
Organism: Vicia faba (fava bean)
Lineage: Eukaryota; Viridiplantae; Streptophyta; Magnoliopsida; Fabales; Fabaceae
Source: the annotation of a GenBank genome assembly